UUUUUCUUUUUUUUUUUUUAUUAUAUUCGUUUCGUUGGAAUAACAGAGCAACGUCUCCGCAAAAUUUGCAUCUGCCAUUUUCUGUUUGUCAUCAUCAUUUUCGCGCAAUCUGUUGAAAUAGCACAUUUUUCCGCUUUCAUAAGGGCACUGUUGUAGUUCUUUCACUGGGGCUCAGUCGCCCGCCCCCCCCAUGGGGCACUGCUGGACUAAGGUCAGUCAAGAGAACAAUGAUGUCCCUCCCACUUUAGAGCUUGAUGGUGAAAAUGUUUGCCUUGUGAAAUCAAUGGAGAAAUGGGAAGAAAAGAUGUCUGAAGCCAAUAACAGUGGCAAGAUUGCGGUGGUAAAUUUCAGUGCAUCAUGGUGUAACCCCUGUAGAGCAGCAGCACCAGGCUUUAAUGAACUUGCUCAUAAGUACACAUCAACGAUAUUUCUAACUGUGGACGUGGAUGAAUUAGCUGAGUUAAGUACUUCAUGGGACAUAAAAGCUACUCCAACAUUCAUUUUCUUUAGAGAUGGCCGUCAAGUGGACAAACUAGUAGGCGGCGAAAAGCAAGAGCUCCAGAAGAAGUUGAUGAAUCUCACAGAGUCUACAAGGUCCCCGGGAUGAUAUACUGUUGCUUUGCUGCAGUAGGAAAAACAUGAACUCGCAAAUGCUGUUCUAAGAAUUCUGGUUUUGUCACUUUAAUUUUGCGAUUAACUGCUGCAACAAUAUUUUUACGUGUUUCUAUGCAUAUUAAGCAAAGUAAUGGAUAUAAGGAAAUUAUAAUUUUGCAGCUUGGAAAAGAA
Capsicum annuum is the source of this 786-nucleotide messenger RNA. Its product is annotated as thioredoxin H4-1. NCBI's taxonomy places the organism in Eukaryota, Viridiplantae, Streptophyta, Magnoliopsida, Solanales, Solanaceae. The transcript is spliced from 5 exons. Bases 191 to 607 code for a protein of 138 amino acids. The record is from RefSeq and is a predicted model, not a curated record.